CUUCUCUCUCGCCCCUCCGCGUUCUUUAAUCGAUCUUCUAUCUAUCUCUUCGCAAGCCUAUCCUCAUUCAGUUUCAGCACUCAACAUGCCCGCCACGAACGGAGUGAACGGCACGAAUGGACACCAUGUCGAGGCUGUAGUCCGACCCCUGAAGCCCGGCAUCUACGCCCCGAUCCCAACGUUCUUCCUCCCAGAGUCUGAGGAUCUUGAUCUCCCCUCGCUCGAGGCCCACGUUCUCCGAUGCGCAAAUGCCGGUGUCGGACCCCUUCUGGCAGGCUCGAUGGGCGAGGCCAUCCACCUCUCGCACGCCGAGCGAGUCACAAUCAUCCAGACAACUCGCAAGGCCCUCGACGGCGCCGGCCUCACUCACGUGCCCAUCAUUGCGGGUGUCGGUGCAGGCAGCACGCGCGAGUCGAUCGAGCUUACGCUCGAGGCGGCCAAGGCUGGUGCGGACUACGGCAUCGCGAUUGCAAGCGGGUACUUUGCGGGGGUUCUGGCUAACCACCGGGCGGCGCUCAAGGAGUUCUGGCGUGAGCUGAGCGAGAAGAGUCCGAUCCCGAUCAUACUGUACAACUACCCUGGAGCAAGUGGCGGCAUUAACCUCGAUUCCGACCUUGUUGUUGAAAUCGCUCAGGAAUGUCCCAACACCGCCGGCAUCAAGCUCACGUGUGGUGAGGUCGGCAAGCUCACACGUAUCUGUGCAACUGUAUCGGACCCCUCUUUCGCAUCCGCAUAUCCUCGCAAGAACAAGAACGUGCCGUUCCUUGUCCUGGGCGGGUUUACUGACUUCAUCUUGCCAUCGACAUACGCCAAUGGUCACGGUGCUAUUACCGGUCUAGCAAACGUUGCACCGAACGCGAUCGCCCGCCUCUUCACCGUGAGCGAGGCAUCGCGGUCGGACCUCUCUCUGCUCGCCGAGGCACAACGCUUGCAGGGCAUCAUCGCCCGCGCCGACUUCACCAUCGCGAAGGCCGGGAUUUCCGGCACGAAGGCGCUCCUCGAGCGCUUGUACGGGUACGGAGGCGUGCCUCGGCGGCCGCUCCCGCCCAUUGCACCUGAGGCGGCCGAAGCGCUGUGGGAACAUUCGCACACCCGCGACUUGGUGGCCCUCGAGCGAGAGUCCGCUGGGAAGGCCAAGUAAGCGAGCUAUUAAUUAAGCACAACGGAUCAUAGAGGAAGUGGCAGGCAGCUGUUGCUCUCGAGUGAUUUUGUCACUUCGAUGGGUGUAUACCUUCAGCGAGAUGCACACGUAGGAUGGACUGACGAUUCACGAGACGUAGUACAGUAAGUAGAAGUCGUGCACACGUUGUAUUUUUACUUCAUGCAGGAUCAUAUAUUGUAUGCAUUGCUUG
Messenger RNA from Coniophora puteana RWD-64-598 SS2, 1352 nucleotides. Its product is annotated as dihydrodipicolinate synthetase. The record is from RefSeq and is a predicted model, not a curated record. The coding region runs from base 86 to 1141 and encodes 351 amino acids. The transcript has 5 exons. Lineage: Eukaryota; Fungi; Basidiomycota; Agaricomycetes; Boletales; Coniophoraceae. Gene Ontology annotation, molecular function: 4-hydroxy-tetrahydrodipicolinate synthase activity.